This is a messenger RNA of Melitaea cinxia (Glanville fritillary), 1047 nucleotides long. RefSeq names its product translation initiation factor eIF-2B subunit alpha (gene eIF2Balpha). Gene Ontology annotation, cellular component: eukaryotic translation initiation factor 2B complex. Gene Ontology annotation, molecular function: guanyl-nucleotide exchange factor activity; translation initiation factor activity. The transcript is spliced from 7 exons. Lineage: Eukaryota; Metazoa; Arthropoda; Insecta; Lepidoptera; Nymphalidae. Bases 103 to 1011 code for a protein of 302 amino acids. Gene Ontology annotation, biological process: translational initiation. The record is from RefSeq and is a predicted model, not a curated record.
AAAUAAUGAAUAAUGCCAGAUACACGAGAUAAAUCGUUUUUUAGUAAAUCUUGAAUUAUAUUUAAUAAUAAGUAUUGUUAUUGUAGAUGAAUUGAGAAUAAAAUGAAGAAAGAAGAAGUUCAAGAAAUAUUUCUGAAGAUCCUACGGGAAGAAGAAGAUGUUUCAGCUGGAGUUGCAGCUAUUAAAACCUUAUUAACUGUUAUAGAAAAUUAUAAAGUGGCAACAGUCAGGGAAUUGGAUCUUAAUCUGCAACUGGCAGUGGAAGCAAUGCGCCAAUGCGACCAACCUGUGACUGCCAUAUCGUCAGGAUGCCAACUUUUCAUGAGAUUUAUUACUUUUGCCAAACUUGAUGUAAAGUCUUUUGAAGAAUGUGAACAAAUAAUGCUGCAACGUGGCCGUAUAUUCUUAGACACACUUUUAGAAGCAAGAGGAAAAGUUGCAAAACAGGCCUUACCUUUUAUUAGUGAUGGUUGUAAAAUUUUAACACAUUCUCGCUCAAGAGUUGUACUUCAAGCCAUGAUAGAAGCUGCAAAAGCCAAUAAACGGUUCCAAGUUUUUGUCACAAUGUCUUGUCCUGAUAAUACUGGCGUUCGAAUGCACAAAGAGUUACUAGCAGCUGGCAUUGAAGCUACACUAAUUUUAGACUCAGCUGUGGGAUACAUCAUGGAGUCGAUGGACAUUGUUAUGCUAGGCGCUGAGGGAGUCACAGAAAGCGGUGGAAUUAUUAAUAAGAUCGGUACAUACUGCCUGGGACUGGUAGCAUUGGAACUCAAGAAACCUGUGUAUGUGCUAGCAGAAAGUUUUAAAUUUUCAAGAAUAUAUCCUCUCAAUCAACGAGAUGUACCGAAUGAGUUCAAGUAUUUAUCAAGCGUGCUCAGUUCUGGAGACUUGUCAAAACAGCAUCCUUUAGUUGACUACACACCGCCGGCAUACAUUACUUUAUUGUUUACUGAUCUGGGGAUACUGACGCCGUCUGCUGUUAGCGACGAGCUUAUUAAGCUUUAUUUGUAAUUUUGUAAUGAUUUUGAAAUAUACUUAUUAUGAUUA